AUGUCUCGACCUGGUACUACACUCUAUGUCACCGGCUUCGGGCACGGGACCCGAGCUCGCGACCUUGCCUACGAAUUCGAACGAUAUGGACGUCUUGUCCGCUGUGACAUCCCAGCGCCGCGUACCCCUUCCAGCAGACUGUUUGCCUUUGUGGAGUACGAGAGCCGCCGCGACGCAGAUGAUGCAUACCAUGAAAUGCAUAAUAAGCGGAUUGGCCGCGAUGAUCUGUUGAAAAUUGAGUGGGCGCGUACUCCUCCAUCUGCUUCUUGGCGUUUUGACUCUGGCCGGGACCGGCGACGUGACCGUACUCCGCCACGACGUGGCCGCUCUCCUUCUCCUAGACGUGGUCGUGGCGACUAUUCUCCCCGAAGGGAUGACAGGUACGAACGGGAUUAUGACCGACAUGACCGCGACUAUGACCGCCGCGAUCGCGACUAUGAUCGCCGUGACCGGGAUUAUGAUCGCCGCGACCGGGACCGUGAACGUUCCCGUGACCGCUCUCGAAGCCCUGAUGAGAGGGACCGCGAUAUCAAGGAUGAAAGGGAGCGCCGUGAUGACGAUCGUGAACGACGCGAGGACGAGCGGGAGAAUAUCCCCAAUGGUGAAGACAGGAAAGUCCCCUUAGAACCCUUGACUUCCGCUCAUGAUGAGCUUGAUACAGCCGAGUAGGUUAUUUUGGCUUCAUGAACUAUCAGAUCUCGUACCAUACACCUGGCCAAAGACCUCAAUCUGUGCUGGAUUGUUUUCAAGGCCCGAGGGGUAUAACCUGAAGCUUAAGAUGUCAUCAGUGCACGUUGGUGAUCGACCUGGAUGUUUAAUUCGCUCUAUCGCUGUUCAAUACUGGCGCUAUUUUCCUGACCCCUCCCCCAAGCUGCCGUUCCCCUCUUCCACCCCCCAUGCUCGUGGGUUCUUCUCUUCAUUCCAUUGCUCUCUUGUCUUGCUUUCCACAUUUUUCCUUGCAUUAAUUCUUCCUAUGUGCUUUCCUUUGCCAUUUAAUCCUUCUAAAUUGCAGUGUUCAUUAGCAAAGAGAGAACGCGAAGGGGCCAACUCCUGGAAGUGCUGGCGCAAAGAUACGAGGCAUUGGGGCUUUGGUACUAUUGCUUAACAUUGGUAUUUAUCAUGGUCAGCAGCUCGAAUCAU
Messenger RNA from Aspergillus costaricaensis CBS 115574, 1140 nucleotides. RefSeq names its product RNA-binding protein. Bases 1 to 669 code for a protein of 222 amino acids. The transcript is spliced from 5 exons. NCBI's taxonomy places the organism in Eukaryota, Fungi, Ascomycota, Eurotiomycetes, Eurotiales, Aspergillaceae. The record is from RefSeq and is a predicted model, not a curated record. Gene Ontology annotation, biological process: mRNA splicing, via spliceosome. Gene Ontology annotation, molecular function: RNA binding. Gene Ontology annotation, cellular component: nuclear speck.